AUGUUGGGGCUGGUCAUCGAGAGGGAAACGGUGCCGCUGCCGGUGCCGUGCUACUUGGGCAAGGCCAUCCUGCCGAUCAACGUGGCGAUCUUCCUGGAGUCGCCGGGGCCUGUAUUCACGGGGCUGCCGCCGACCUUAAGGGAGGUGCCGUACUGCCUGGCGCUCCUCUUUGUGAUGCUGGGGCCGAUCGUCAUGAGGGAAACGGCGCUGCUGCUGGAGCUGGAGCCGCUCCCGCCGUCCUUCGAGGAAAUGCUGUUCUGCCCGGUGAUCUUCACGGGGAUGCUGGGGCCGAUCGUAAAGAGGGGGCGGUGCGGCUGCAGGAGCCGUGCUUCUUGGCCCUGGCCUUCCUGCCGAUCAACAUGGCGUUCCUCCUGGAGUCGCUAG
Molecule: messenger RNA, 384 nt
Organism: Prorocentrum cordatum
Lineage: Eukaryota; Dinophyceae; Prorocentrales; Prorocentraceae
Source: the annotation of a GenBank genome assembly